Messenger RNA from Aureobasidium uvarum, 2064 nucleotides. The record is from the annotation of a GenBank genome assembly. NCBI's taxonomy places the organism in Eukaryota, Fungi, Ascomycota, Dothideomycetes, Dothideales, Saccotheciaceae.
UACUGCUUCGUUUGGGCAUCUCUGACUCGAUGCAUUAUAGCAGGAGGCUCGAGUCCUUACGGCGCCUGGGGUCAUUCUUAUGAAGGCAAUCAGAAUGGAUGGGAUUCUGGUUCUUCCUCCACCUGGCAAGAGUCUGUAUCGUCGGUCAAGACUCUGAGCUCAAUGACUCCCGCUACCAGCGAUGUCAAGCCAUCAUCUGCGCUGCAACACCCGUCGUCUUCUUCCUGGUCCACCACCGGAGCUGUCACUUCCAGCAUCUCUUCCACAGAAUCGACAAUAAAGUCUGCAACCAUCGCUACUUCGGCGCCUUAUCCUGCGAGUAACUCGAGUGUUUCCAACAGCUUAGGAUCUCCUUCCAAGACAGGCACCGCACUCACUAGCCAUGCUUCAUCAAUAACUGGCAAUACAGUCACGUAUAACUGGAACAUCGAGUGGGUGAUUGCUGCACCUGAUGGAGUAUCUCGUCCUGUAAUCGGUGUUAAUGGCNCGUGUCCGUCCAUUGAUGUCAUGACAGGAGACCGUGUGGUUGUCAACGUCUACAACGGCCUCGGGAACGAGAGCACAGCACUUCACUGGCACGGCAUCCAUCAAAGAGGCACAAAUCACAUGGAUGGAGCGACUGGAACCACUCAAUGUCCGAUAGCCCCUGGCCAGAGCUUUACGNCCGACCAAGCAGGCACUUACUGGUGGCAUUCCCACAACAUGGGUCAGUACCCUGACGGCCUUUGGGGACCACUUAUCGUUCGCGACCCAAAUCCGCCUUACCAAUACGACGAAGAACUGAUUAUAACGCUCUCGGAUUGGUACAACGAUCAAAUGCCUUACAUAAUUCAUCAGUAUCAAUCCACUGCUGGCGAAGCAGAGGAUGGCACUCCGAACCCAGUAGGAGGAGCCUUGAUCAACUCUGGAAAGAACGUCUCAAUCCAUGUCAAGCCAAGCACCACGUAUCUGGUCCGUAUCAUCUGUCCCGCUGCUUUCACUGGUCACGGUUGGGUCUUCGAUGGUCAUAAUCAAACGACUGUAGAGGUAGACGGUGUAUACACUGUACCUGUUGUUGCUACCGCUGGGGGCAAGAACGUUCGAAUCGCCCCUGGACAAAGACAAGCAUUCCUGAUGAGAACCAAGGACGACACAAGCAAAAAUUACGCCAUUCUUGAUUUCCAGGAUCCCAACAUGUUGUUCAUCAAUAAAGGUCUCACACCUGAUCCUGUCUACCCACUCAACGCCACCGCCUGGUUGGUAUACAACACCAGUGCAGAUUACCCACCUCCACCAGUCCUAUACAACCUCGGGAACGACGACUUUUUCGACGAUGUCAACUACAUUCCAUUGGAUCGGGAGCCUCUUCUCGAGCCAGUCGAUCGACAAUUGGUCAUUGAUAUGUCUAUGGAGAAUAUCACCGGCAUCUCCAGAUACAUCUUGAACGGCCACACAUUUCUAGGCGCCAAAGUGCCUACGCUGUAUUCAUCUCUCACUGUCAAUGAAACUGAAGUAUUGAACCCAGAUGUCUAUGGAGAUGUCAAUCCUUACGUUUUCAAGUACGGCGAAGUCGUUGAAGUGGUUAUGAACAAUCUGCACUCCAAUCUCUUCCAGAUCAUUGAGAGAUCAGACCCUAGAGCUGGUACAUUUAGUGGUUCAUACUCUAAUCUGCCAGCCACGCCGAUCAGAAGAGAUACGGUCAUGGUUCAGAACGAGGGCUAUGCUGUCAUCAGAUUUAAGGCCGACAAUCCAGGUUGGUACAAGGUGAUUGAUGCCGAUNGUAUUUGGCUUUUCCACUGCCACAUUGAGCUUCAUGUCGAAGCUGGCUUCAGCGCUACCUUCAUUGAAGCUCCAGAGGAACUCGCUGCCAGUGAUUUUGCCCUCCCAGCAGAUCAUAUCAACGCCUGCAAGACCUAUCCUAUGGACUACGUAGGCAAUGCCGCGGGUAACGACUACAAUGCUCUGAACUUGACAGGGGCACCGUCCACGGUUCCCACGGUUGCAUGGGNNGUGCGAUAUAUCCUCCUGUUGAGACCGAAGCUCACAGUUAGACUUUGUAUCGAGUUGGUUGGUCAUCUCGGUUUU